ACAGCUUAGAGUCAAACCCGAUGCUUCGGAGAAUUCGUCAUCAGGAAUAUAGAGUUUCGACAGCUCUUUUGGGCUCCCUCAGGGGCUUCACAGCCGAGACUGUCCGAAAACGAAGGCCGCCGUCCACUACUGUUGGCAAGGCAGUCGCGUCCCUAAAUUCUGCCCGGGCAAGCCAGCGAAGCUCGAGUCCGGUCACCUCCUCCCAUUCACUGUUGCAAUCCUCACCUUCUGCUCCUUCGUCGUCCAGGGUCACAGAGGCGUUGCCAAUAAGAGAUGCUUUGGCAGCAGUGCUUCAGUAUGCAAAGGAGGAAAAACGGAGAAAUUUUACCGAGACUGUCGAUCUUGCCAUUCAGUUGGGAGUAGAUCCUCGAAAGCCCAAUCAAAGCGUGCGAGGCGUACAAACAUUGCCCAAUGGCACUGGUAAAUCUGUUCGGGUGGCUGUGUUCGCCCGCGGAGACGACGCAGAAGCCGCCAAGGCCGCGGGCGCCGCUGUGGUGGGCGCGGAGGAUUUAGUGAAGGCCAUCCAAGACGGAGAGCUGGCGUUCGACCGGUGCGUGGCGACGCCCGAGGUGAUGCCGCUGGUGAGUCGGGUGGCGCGGGUCCUGGGCCCGCGCGGCCUCAUGCCCAACCCAAAGAUGGGCACCGUCACCAAGGACGUGGGCGCGGCUGUCAAGUCGGCCAUGGCGGGGCAGGCCCAGUUCAAGGCGGAUCGAUUCGGGAUGGUGCACGUGGGGGUGGGCAAGGUCUCGUUCGAGCCAGAGGCCCUCUUGGAGAACAUCCGGGUAUUGAUGGUGGCGCUAGGCAACGCAAAGCCGGAGGGGGCCAAGGGGAAGUAUUUCAAGGGUGUCUUUCUCACCUCCACCAUGGGCAAGGCGGUGCCGGUGGAGGUGGCGACAGUCGAUCCUCGGUCCUCGCGGUUCAUGCUCGAGGCGGCACUCACGACCUGAGGAGCCUGGACUCACGCACGCAAAGAAACAAGUCGCAAACGUGGCAA
Molecule: messenger RNA, 994 nt
Organism: Nannochloropsis gaditana CCMP526
Gene: RP-L1
Product: large subunit ribosomal protein L1
Exons: 3
Coding region: 21-947 (308 amino acids)
Biological process (GO): translation
Cellular component (GO): large ribosomal subunit
Molecular function (GO): RNA binding; structural constituent of ribosome
Source: RefSeq, a predicted model, not a curated record